AUGACACUGUAUUGGGGUUCUUGGCGCAAUCUUUCCGAUUAUGCGACAACUUUAGGAAUUAAUGAGAGGAUGUGGACAAUGCAGAAUGCACAGCCACGCAUGAACCAUUACCGCAGCAACACCGAUCCCGAGAUGCCUAGCGAAUACAUAGACCUCAUUGAGAAGUACCUGCGAGUUAUUCCACACCUAACGCAAUAUGACUAUGACGCUGGCUCUGCGGACCUUUUACAACAAACGGUAUGGCACAGCGACCUCCACCUCAACAACGUCUACGUCGGCCUCAAUACAGGAACCAUGACUGAUAUCAUCGAUUGGCAACAUACGACAGUUGCGCCCCUGAUCUUGCAAGCCAGGAAAGAAGAAAAGAAAUUGCACGAGGAGAAGAUGGAGAACCGUGAUUACGUUGAGCGACUAAUGGCAGAGUUUCAAGAAGCGGGGAUCCUGCCAGCUGAUGGAAUCGUCGAUCCCCAAGGUUAUGAAAAUAUGCAGAAGACAAACUACAUGCAAAAGGAAAAGUUCAUGUCGUUAGCUGAGAGUGAGGAGCAAAGGGAGUGGAUGGAUAAGAUCUGCCCUUAUCAGGACCGCCCUGAAGAAGCGUGA
Molecule: messenger RNA, 600 nt
Organism: Aspergillus lentulus
Lineage: Eukaryota; Fungi; Ascomycota; Eurotiomycetes; Eurotiales; Aspergillaceae
Cellular component (GO): mitochondrion
Source: RefSeq, a predicted model, not a curated record